AUGAAACUUACCUUGAUAGACAUCGAUCGGAGCCUCCGCCAGCAGGGAUCGUGCUUGAAAGAUCAUGGACUCCCCUACGUCGAGGAUGACACGACUGAGUUAGGUAGAGAGCUACUCAACUACGGCGAGAACCUCCAGCGAACCAUCGUUGAGGACUGGGUGCCCAAACUCUCCCCAGACCAGCGCCGUGUGUUUGAGUACGUUCGCUCUCUGCUUCUCAACCCCCGUGACCGACGCACUUCUAGAAUCAUAUUUCUGGACGGUCCCGGGGGUUAUGGGAAGACCUCUCUGAUUCGUGUCAUCCUUGCGUAUGUCCGUGGUUGUCGACAGGUUGCACUCGCCGUGGCUAGCUCAGGGAUUGCUGCAAGGAACAUGGAUGGAGGAACAACAGCACAUAGCAUGUUCCGACUCCCUCUAGACCUAGGUCACGGCACAGGUGUGUGGAACAUCACCAACGGGUCCCAGCGAGCAGAACUCAUCAGAGCAGCACAGCUCAUUGUGUUUGAUGAGGCCCCGAUGGCACACCGCUACAUCUUCGAGAUGAUCGACAGAUCCCUCCGGGAUCUCAUGAAUAGUAGUGUGCCAUUCGGGAAUAAGAUCUUCAUCUGCUCCGGGGACUUCCGUCAGAUUGCGCCCGUCGUUGAGAAGGCUCGCACACACCAGCUGAUGUCGCGCCGCGAGAGAGAGUCUCUCAUUCCCCUCACUGGGGUGAGAUGCCUCACUUCUCUCGCGGACUUAAUAACGGAUGUGUUUCCUCCUGGUGUUCUGCGAGAUCCUGAUCUUUGUGCGAGACGGGCAAUACUCUCAACUCUGAAUGUGAACGUCAAGGAGAUCAACGGUCGCAUCCUAGACCUCAUGGACGGGCGCAUUCAUGAGUUGAGAAGCGCGGACACCGUGGACAGAGAAGACGACGACGGGCUGGAUGUGGACGUAAAAUCUCCUCAACCAGGCCACUGGUUCGCGUUUGCCGAAGGAUCGCCGCUCCGGGUUUGUCGCCGUCAGUUCCCCCUCAUGUUGGCGUACUGCAUGACUGGUCACAAGAGCCAAGGCCAGACAAUUGAGUACGUCGGAGUCGACCUGAGAACGGACUGCUUCACUCAUGGCCAGCUCUACGUCCUGUUGAGCAGAGUGAGACGUCCAGACGACAUCGUCGUUCUUGUACCAGACGACAGAAUAGUAGAAGGAGUCGCCUAUGCAAAGAAUAUUGUAUAUGACGAGCUCCUUCUAAACACUGAUUAA
Molecule: messenger RNA, 1239 nt
Organism: Homalodisca vitripennis (glassy-winged sharpshooter)
Lineage: Eukaryota; Metazoa; Arthropoda; Insecta; Hemiptera; Cicadellidae
Product: ATP-dependent DNA helicase pfh1-like
Exons: 3
Coding region: 1-1239 (412 amino acids)
Biological process (GO): telomere maintenance; DNA repair
Molecular function (GO): DNA helicase activity
Source: RefSeq, a predicted model, not a curated record